GCCAGGGUGAUGUGCUGACGCUGUGUCAGGAAGAUUGACGAAAAAAAUCCACGUCUUUUAAGGCGACCAAUAAUAUAAAAAUAAACAAACGAUACUUAUCAUGGCGACAGUCUUCGAUGCUCUGUGGGAAGAUAGGGAUGUCAGAUUUGACAUUUCACUGCAGCAAAUGAAAACGAGACCUGGCGAAGUUCUUAUUGAUUGCCUGGAUUCUAUUGAAGAUACCAAAGGAAAUAAUGGUGAUCGAGGCAGACUCCUUGUGACAAAUUUGAGAAUUAUCUGGCAUUCAUUAUCUUUGCCACGAGUCAACCUGUCUGUAGGCUACAAUUGUGUCAUAAAUAUUACAACACGGACUGCUAAUUCGAAACUGAGAGGCCAGACUGAAGCACUUUAUAUCUUGACUAAAUGUAAUAACACAAGAUUUGAAUUCAUAUUUACCAAUGUGGUUCCUGGAAGUCCAAGGCUUUUCACAUCUGUCAUUGCUGUACACAGAGCAUAUGAAACAUCUAAAAUGUACCGGGACUUGAAACUAAGAGGGGCACUGAUUCAGAACAAGCAGCUUCGGCUUUUGCCUCAGGAGCAAGUGUAUGAUAAAAUUAAUGGAGUUUGGAAUCUAUCCAGUGACCAGGGUAAUUUGGGAACAUUCUUUAUUACCAAUGUACGAAUAGUAUGGCAUGCCAACAUGAAUGACAGCUUUAAUGUCAGCAUACCCUACCUACAAAUUCGCUCAAUCAAGAUCAGAGAUUCAAAGUUUGGACUGGCACUGGUAAUAGAAAGUUCCCAGCAGAGUGGAGGAUAUGUGCUUGGCUUUAAGAUAGACCCUCUUGAAAAACUGCAGGAUGCUGUGAAAGAAAUCAAUUCACUGCACAGAGUUUACUCAGCAAGUCCUAUCUUUGGAGUGGAUUAUGAAAUGGAAGAAAAGCCUCAGCCACUUGAAGAGCUGACAGUGGAACAGGCUCAGGAUGACAUUGAAAUAGAGCCUGAUGAGCAGACUGAUGCUUUUGUGGUGAGUCAACAAGAUCGCGAGCCUGUGUUUUCGGAAGAACUGGGACUUGCAAUAGAAAAACUGAAAGAUGGCUUUACUCUUCAGGGGCUCUGGGAAGUCCAAGGUUAAUCUUUUCAAGUCACGUCACUGAUGUUGGAAAAAAUAUGUUUUUGACGUUUAGUUCUUUUAUUUAUGAAUCCACCAUUGAUGUAAGAUACUGUACAUUAAACUGUAAUUCCUGUAAAGAUGGAGUAAACAAAACAGUGCAACUAUUUGUGCUAGCAAAAUUGUGUCCUUUUAUGUAGAAUCAUUUAAAACCUGGUUACAUGUUCAAAAAUUAUAUGUAUGUAUCCUACUUUAGUAGGAGGAAAUGAUACAAUAUUGUUUAAUUAGCAACUGAACGGUACUAUGCAAUAGGUAACCAUCAAGACGAAUAGUAUCAUACUUAUGACAUGGUACCAUACCUUGUAUGAAGUACUUGAAGGGAACACUGAGUCAUUUAUGUUUAUAAUGAUGCAGCAGCUAUUUACAUAUCAACUAGAAUUGUGCUAAAAAUGGCUACAUAAAUGUUUCAGCUGUUGUUUUAGCAGCUGUUCCUUCAAUUCACCCCUUGCGUAGAAACAGGCUGCUAAAUGUAAUGACACGUGAAUGUACCUCCUUAAAUUAAAAUACUUUGUCAUAUGAAUUCAACCUUCAAUUUGUGAGUGAUAUAGCUCCAGGAAAGUUUCUCUAAUCAGCAGUGAUCGUGUUU
Molecule: messenger RNA, 1733 nt
Organism: Polyodon spathula (Mississippi paddlefish)
Lineage: Eukaryota; Metazoa; Chordata; Actinopteri; Acipenseriformes; Polyodontidae
Product: Bardet-Biedl syndrome 5 protein homolog
Exons: 11
Coding region: 101-1111 (336 amino acids)
Biological process (GO): cilium assembly; intracellular transport
Cellular component (GO): ciliary basal body; BBSome
Molecular function (GO): phosphatidylinositol-3-phosphate binding
Source: RefSeq, a predicted model, not a curated record